GCCUCGAGCCAGCUCUGAGUGGAGCCUGUCUGCCAACAGCUUCAGCAGCGGCUCUAUCUGGAUUCUACUUCACUCACUGACAAUUAAAGGAGGCCCCCUUUUUCUUCUCAUUUUCGAGGAUUAUUCGUCACCAUGGGCGACAAAAAGAGCCCUACCAGGCCGAAAAGACAAGCCAAACAGAGCGCAGACGACGGCUACUGGGACUGCAGCGUGUGCACCUACAAGAACACAGCCGAGGCUUUCAAAUGCAGCAUCUGCGAUGUGAGGAAGGGCACAUCCACAAGGAAACCAAGAAUAAACUCCCAGCUGGCCGCUCAGCAGUCAGCUCAGCAGUACACGAUGCCUCCCCCACCCAAGAAGGAUCGGAGAGAGAGGAGCGAGCGCACGGACAAGGAACGUCCACACAGCGAAGGAGAAAGAGCCGGCCCCGAAGGACGCCCUGAGGGAGAACGCCCAGAGAGAGUCGGGCCAGAGGGAGAAAUUCCUGAGAAGGACAAGAGUGAGAAGGAGCAGCCCAUCAAAGACAAACCCGACAGGGAAAAGGAGAUCACCCCAGCUGUCACAAAGAAACCCAGCAGCAAAAAGACCAAACCCAAAUCAGACAGCCAUCAGAGUUCACCAAGUGACAAACAGAGCAUACAGUCUGGGAAAUCAGCAACCAAGUCUAACAAGAACUCCCAUAUUUCCAGGCCCAAACUGAAGAAUAUCGACCGAAGUACCGCCCAACAGUUGGCCAUCACCGUAGGUAACGUGACGGUGAUCAUAACAGACUUUAAGGAGAAGACCCGCUCCUCAUCCACAUCUUCGUCCACCAUCACAUCCAGCGCAGGCUCUGAACAGCAGCAUCAGAGCUCUGGCUCCGAGAGCAUGGACAAGGGCUCGUCACGCGCCUCCACCCCUAAAGGGGAUCUCUCGGUGGGGCACGACGAGUCAUUCUGAGCGCCAUUGUUUGUUUUAGUUUUUUUUUUUUUUUUUUUGGCUGUCGUUGUUUAACCCCAUUCCCUUCCAAUUCUUCACUCCCCUCUCCUCUCCGCCCAUAUUUCUGGACACUGUGGAUCCCAUGGGGGGGAAGAGUUGUCACCCUUUGCCAUCGAUGCCCUGCCCUUCAUUCCAUGUCCUCCCCGUGAUGCUGAGCAGAGCUGGCCGGAUUAGAGACACAGCUGGCACCUUUUUAGGGGAGCACACUCCCUAUGUAGUCUUGCCGAGGAGAGCGGUG
This is a messenger RNA of Cyprinodon tularosa, 1216 nucleotides long. It is a transcript of the gene rybpb, whose product is annotated as RING1 and YY1 binding protein b. Gene Ontology annotation, biological process: positive regulation of DNA-templated transcription. The transcript has 5 exons. Gene Ontology annotation, molecular function: transcription coregulator activity; DNA binding. The record is from RefSeq and is a predicted model, not a curated record. NCBI's taxonomy places the organism in Eukaryota, Metazoa, Chordata, Actinopteri, Cyprinodontiformes, Cyprinodontidae. Bases 133 to 939 code for a protein of 268 amino acids. Gene Ontology annotation, cellular component: nucleus.